GUUACGUCAGACAAAUUGCAAGUUCUGUGAUUAUGUAAAUAUUGAAAUUCACUUAUAUUAUUGUAAAUAUCAUAUGGAUAUUACGUAUUAAUAGGAAAAGACAAAGACAUUUUAUACCGCUAUUUGUUGGUCGAGUCAUCCAAUUUCCAAAUCAGCUGGUGCUUCCGAACUCCGAUUGUUGACGGGCGUUUGAAUUUUUACCUUUUCGAAUGAAAGACUGAAAUUUUGAUUUUAUUACUUAGAUAAAGUGACAGAUUUUAACCGGACGCACAAUUUCUACAUAAGUUUUUAGAGUAAAUCAUGCAUACAGAUACUCCUCCCUUUUCUUCAGACAUGGCUAAUCAAAUAAAUGAGGAAGAUAUGAUAUACAUAGGAGAUGUAGAAGAAGUGAUAGAUGAUGAAGAGGAUGCGAUGGAGGAGGAUCCUUCAGAAGAAGGAGAUGCAAUUUGUGUUUUUAGUAGUCACGAAAUAGGUUCUGUCUUUUGUGGUUCUUUGAAUAAAAAUGGAAAACUAGCUACUACAGGUGGAGAAGAAGAUAAGGCUUACAUUUGGGAUACAUCGUCAGGAGAAAUCAUUUUGGACUGUACAGGUCACAAAGAUAGUAUUAUCUUUUCAGCAUUUAAUCACGAUGAAUCAUAUUUAGCCACUGGAGAUAUGAGUGGAAUGAUACAAGUUUGGAAAUUAGCUGAUAAAACUAAAAUUUGGGAUUACAAUAUGGGAGAUGCCACUUGGAUGAUGUGGCACACAGUUGCAAAUAUUUUAUUAGCAGGGUCUGUUGAUGGGGAAAUAUAUAUGUGGAAAAUACCUGAUGGAGAUUGUAAAGUUUUCCAGGGAUAUGGUUGUCGGGCAGAGACUGGUUCAAUAUUUCCAGAUGGCAAGCGUAUAGCAGUAGGUUAUGAAGAUGGAGUUAUUAGAAUACUAGAUCUAAAAACAAGUUCGGUGUUGUCAUCUAUAUCUUCUGCAUUAGGUCAUUCUUCUACUAUAACCACCAUUGAUUGUCAUUGGGAUAACAAUUUAAUACUUUCUGCAGCUGUAGAUGGCAAAACUAUAAUCAGCACGUCAAAUACAGGGAAGAUAGUUUCCAUCCUGCAAAAUCUUAAUAACGGUGAGCACAAUAAUGUUACGAAUAAUGAUCAAAGUGCUGUAAGUAGCGAAGGAAACAGGGAUAGCAAUUGGGUAGAAACAGCAGCCUUUUGUAAAAAUCCUGCAUUUCAAGUUGCUGCAACUGGUACAGUUAAUGGUGAAAUCUUUAUCUGGGAUAUCUCAAAACAGAUGCUUAGACAAAAGAUAGAGCAAGAAAGUGGUAUAUCUAAACUUCUAUGGAAGGGAAAUACGACUCUAUUAUUUUCGGCGGGACUAGAUGGUAUUCUGAGGUGUUUUGACGGAAAAGAUGGUCUACGUUUACGUUCUUUCUUUGGACACAUGGCAGAUAUUCUUGACUUAUAUAUAUCUGAAAAUGGAGAAAAAGCACUGACAACAUCUGAUGAUUCUACAGCUAGAAUCUUUGAUAUUUCAUCUUUAUCUUAACAAAAUUUAUUAGAUAGAUAACAAUUAUAAAUCUUUGUUAUUAUCUAAAAAUAUAUGUACAUUUUAUCAAAGUUGUUCAUAUAUCGUGCUUAGUUUUCUUUUUUAAUUAAAAAUAAAGUUUAUUUAUUUUUAUCUGACA
This is a messenger RNA of Bombus terrestris (buff-tailed bumblebee), 1666 nucleotides long. Its product is annotated as angio-associated migratory cell protein. Bases 301 to 1527 code for a protein of 408 amino acids. The transcript has 9 exons. Lineage: Eukaryota; Metazoa; Arthropoda; Insecta; Hymenoptera; Apidae. The record is from RefSeq and is a predicted model, not a curated record. Gene Ontology annotation, molecular function: protein binding.